UCCCGGGCGCGCGGACCGGCCGCAGGAAGUUGCUGCAAAACUUUUUUGGGGGGUGCAGCCGGGUGCCCCCCGCGCGCCGGGGCCGGAUGCGCGCCGGGUAGGGUCCCCCGGGUCGAGAGGGGUGCCCCGAGGGAAGAGCGCGGAGGGGGCGCCCCGGCCCCGCUGCCCUGGGGCUAUGGCCAUGGUGACCGGCGGCUGGGGCGGCUCCGGUGGCGGCGGCGGCGACACGAACGGCGUGGAUAAGGCGGGCGGCUACCCGCGCGCGGCGGAGGAAGACUCGGCCUCACCCCCCGGCGCCGCCAGCGACGCUGAGCAAGGCGACGAGGAGCGGCCGGGGCUGCAGGUGGACUGCGUGGUGUGCGGGGACAAGUCGAGCGGCAAGCACUACGGCGUCUUCACCUGCGAGGGCUGCAAGAGCUUCUUCAAGCGGAGCAUCCGCCGCAACCUAAGCUACACCUGCCGGUCCAACCGUGACUGCCAGAUUGACCAGCAUCACCGGAACCAGUGCCAGUACUGCCGCCUCAAGAAGUGUUUCCGGGUGGGCAUGAGGAAGGAGGCGGUGCAGCGCGGCCGCAUUCCGCACUCGCUGCCUGGCGCCGUGGCAGCGUCUUCGGGCAGCCCCACGGGCUCUGCGCUGGCGGCGGCUGGCGGAGACCUCUUCCCGGGGCAGCCGGUGUCGGAGCUGAUCGCGCAGCUGCUGCGCGCCGAGCCCUACCCUGCGGCGGCUGGGCGCUUCGGCGCGGGUGCAGCGGGCGCGUUCGGCGCAGGGGGCGGCGCAGCGGGCGCGGUGCUGGGCAUCGACAACGUGUGCGAGCUGGCUGCGCGGCUGCUCUUCAGCACCGUGGAGUGGGCGCGCCACGCGCCCUUCUUCCCCGAGCUGCCGGUGGCUGACCAGGUGGCGCUGCUGCGCCUCAGCUGGAGCGAGCUCUUCGUGCUGAACGCGGCGCAGGCGGCGCUGCCCCUGCAUACGGCGCCGCUGCUGGCCGCCGCCGGCCUGCACGCCGCACCCAUGGCCGCCGAGCGCGCCGUGGCCUUCAUGGACCAAGUGCGCGCCUUCCAGGAGCAGGUGGACAAGCUGGGCCGCCUGCAGGUCGACUCGGCGGAGUACGGCUGCCUCAAGGCCAUCGCGCUCUUCACGCCUGAUGCCUGUGGCCUCUCAGACCCAGCGCAUGUGGAGAGCCUGCAGGAGAAGGCCCAGGUGGCCCUCACCGAGUAUGUGCGGGCCCAGUACCCAUCGCAGCCCCAGCGCUUUGGGCGCCUGCUGCUGCGGCUCCCUGCCUUGCGUGCCGUCCCCGCCUCCCUCAUCUCCCAGCUGUUCUUCAUGCGCCUGGUGGGCAAGACACCCAUCGAGACGCUGAUCCGAGACAUGCUGCUGUCGGGAAGUACCUUCAACUGGCCCUACGGCUCGGGCCAGUGACUGGACAGGGCCGGGUCUGCAGACCUCCACGGACACAUAUGCUCAAGCCUCCAGUGGGGGCCCCCAGGCAGAGGACCCCGGCUUCCCUCCUCAGACUCCUGUUUUUUAAAGACUGUGAAAUGUUUGUGUUUUUUGUUUUCUAAGUGAUCAUGAAACCAAAAAGAGACUGUCUAGGCUCCAGCCAAGUCUUCCCCAGAAGCCCUGGUCAAGAUGAGGGGCGAGACUGAGGGUCCAACCCCAGGACAGCCGUGUCCCUUGGUGCCCCAAGCAUGUACUCAUGGUGCAGUGGCUUCUCUGGUGUGAUGGACAAAGUCCUGGCAUCUGGACUGGAGGGGCAGCUGCACCCGGGCAGGGGUAGCGUGUACCAGGCGGAUCCUCUGGACACGUAAUCCCCGUUGGACACUACAUGAUGGAUGAAUCAAGGCCAAUAAUAAAGAAGUUUCCUACCUGCACA
Messenger RNA from Lipotes vexillifer (Yangtze River dolphin), 1871 nucleotides. RefSeq names its product nuclear receptor subfamily 2 group F member 6 (gene NR2F6). Lineage: Eukaryota; Metazoa; Chordata; Mammalia; Artiodactyla; Lipotidae. The record is from RefSeq and is a predicted model, not a curated record. Bases 176 to 1417 code for a protein of 413 amino acids. The transcript is spliced from 4 exons. Gene Ontology annotation, biological process: regulation of DNA-templated transcription. Gene Ontology annotation, molecular function: zinc ion binding; sequence-specific DNA binding; DNA-binding transcription factor activity.